AUCACGUAUCCUACUAUGGAUACUGAUUUUGAAUUAAAAUCAGGCUUGAUCCAGCUACUGCCAACUUUUCGGGGGUUACAGAAUGAAAAUCCCCACAAGCAUUUGAAAGAAUUCCAUAUGGUUUGCCGUAGUAUGAAACCUCAGGGGGUAACUGAAGAUCAAAUUAAAUUGCGCGCUUUCCCUUUUUCCCUAGUAGAUUCAGCUAAGGAAUGGUUAUUUUAUUUACCUCCUGGAUCCAUUACAACUUGGGCUGAUCUAUCUCGCUUAUUUCUUAACAGGUUUUUCCCAGCAUCGCGUGCAGUCGAGUUAAGAAGAGAAAUCAUGAGAAUAAGGCAAAAAGACACAGAGUCUCUGUACGACUACUGGGAGCGAUUUAAGAAGUUGUAUGCAAGUUUCCCACAACAUGGUAUAACGGAACAGUCUUUGCUUCAGUACUUUUAUGAAGGCCUAAAACCCAUGGAAAUGAAUAUGGUAGACGCCGCGAGUGGAGGAGCGUUGGUCAAUAUGACUCCACAACAAGCAAGAGACUUGAUCUCCACGAUGGCUACAAAUUCUCAGCAAAAAGCAAAGACAACCCGGUUAUGCGGAAUAUGUGCUACCCCUGAACAUACAACUGAUGCAUGUCCCAGUUUGAAUGAUGAUACUAUGGCCCAUUUAAAUGCUAAAACUGAAGCAUCUAUAAGAGAAUUGACCACAUCAAUUGAGAAGAUGAACUCUCAAGGAAAGCUGCCAUCGCAAAUAGAACCAAACCCGAGGCAAAAUGCAAAUGCAGUAACGCUGAGAAGUAGAAAGGUGCUGGAACCAAUUCCUGGCAGAAAUCUUGGCCAAGAAAGUGCCCAGGAAAAACCCAAAAAAGAUGAACAGGUCCCAGCGAAACCCUCACUGCCGAAAAUCCAACCUCCAUUCCCAGGACGAUUAAAUCAGUGUCGAAAAAGUAAGAAAGAUAAAGAGAUCUUCGAAACAUUCAGAAAUGUCGAGAUCAAUUUACCACUGUUAGAUGCAAUCAGACAGAUUCCGCGAUAUGCCAAGUUCCUCAAAGAGCUUUGCACCAACAAACGAAAACUAACAGGUAAUGAAAAGGUAAGUGUUGGUGAGAAUGUUUCAGCAGUGCUACAGCGGAAAAUGCCGGUUAAAUGCAAAGAUAGGGGUAUGUUUGCUAUUCCAUGCAAAAUUGGCCAUUUAGGAAUUAAAAAGGCUAUGUGUGAUUUAGGGGCCUCCAUAAAUGUCAUGCCUUUUUCUAUUUAUGAAUCACUUAACGCGAGUUUUUUGACAAAGACAGGUGUUACCAUUCAGUUGGCAGACAGGUCUAUUGUGCAUCCCGAAGGAGUCCUUGAGGACGUAUUAGUCAAAGUUAAUAGGCUUAUCUUCCCUGCAGAUUUUUAUGUGAUAAAAAUGGAUGAGGAUAACGCUCCUCUGUCUUCAGACAUCUUGUUGGGGCGACCUUUCCUUAGUACUGCAAAUACUAAGAUUGAUGUACGAAGCGGAACCCUCACGAUGGAGUUUGACAGGGAGAUCGUGAAGUUUAACGUUUAUGGCACUAUUAGUCACCCAAGUGAAGUCUUGAACGUAAACCGUGUCGACAUAGUCGCUUACAAAUUAGCAUUACCACCUGCUGCUCGGAUCCAUCCUACUUUUCAUGUUUCCCAAUUGAAGAAACAUAUUGGAUCGGCAGUGAGUGUUCCUACCUUGCCACCAGUCGAGUCUGAUGGAGCUCUUCUCAAGACAGCGGUUCGAAUUUUGGAUAGACACCUCGUCAAACAAGGCAACCAUGCUGCGGUAGAGGUUCUGGUCUAA
This is a messenger RNA of Gossypium arboreum, 1794 nucleotides long. RefSeq lists its product as uncharacterized. The annotation marks the transcript as partial. The transcript is spliced from 4 exons. The record is from RefSeq and is a predicted model, not a curated record. Lineage: Eukaryota; Viridiplantae; Streptophyta; Magnoliopsida; Malvales; Malvaceae.